UUCGCCUCACCUCCUUCAUUAUUUCCCCAAUCCAAACACAAAAACACACCCAAAUUAUGAUCAAUUUGUACAGAAAAAGCCUCUACUCUUUCAUGUCCUUCGCCGACACCUUCUCUCCCAAAUCCGCCCCCUCCGCCGCCGUGGCCGACGCCGACGCCGCCGCCGAACACCCCCUUCUCGGCUUGGGUUUGAUUUCCGACAACAAUCUCACCCAAUUCAAAUCCCCCAAUAUUCUCGAAUCCUCCUCUGUUUUGAAGCCUCUCUGUUCCUCGCCGGCGACCCCACGACAGGAUCCCGGCGGAGUUGGUUUCCUCGACGCCGUUGGCGGUGGCGUUGAUGGGUUGAUGUCGUGUACCGAGAGCCUUGGAUUUGAAAGCUCCGAUGAACGAUUGGUUAAUGAUGAGAUGAUGGGUGUGGAAAAUGGGGGAGAUAGUGGUGGUGGGUGUACGGUUCGGGUGCGGCGGAGGAGGGUGGUGGUGAGGAGGUUUCCGCCGCCGUUGACGUCGUUGAAUCAACAUGGUCAUCCGAAUUUUUAUCUCCGGUCGGUUAGGAAGGAUGGGAGGUUGGAGCUGACUGAGGUGAAGAUCGAACGGACGGAGAUUCUUCGCGCGUGUCGCGAAGAUGGACGGUUGAGAUUGCAUCUUAUUAAGGAUGAGGACGAGGAAGAGGAGGAUAGGAUUGAAGAGGAAGAGGUAGAAGAAGAUGGGUUUGUGAAAGAAGGGCAGGUGGAAUUCCGGCGGUGUGUUGAGGUGGUGAACCACCAGCGCCGCCGUGAGCACCACCGUGGCCACCACCACCGGAAUUUGGAUGUGUGGAGGCAGCACUGCGUGACAACGAGUUAAGAUUUUUAUUUAUUUUUUAUUUUUUAUUUUAUUAAAAUUCAGUCGGUAGAAUUUAAUGAAGCGGUGGGUGUGCAUAAAAUUGAGAUAAUUAUUAUUA
Molecule: messenger RNA, 939 nt
Organism: Cucurbita pepo subsp. pepo (vegetable marrow)
Lineage: Eukaryota; Viridiplantae; Streptophyta; Magnoliopsida; Cucurbitales; Cucurbitaceae
Source: RefSeq, a predicted model, not a curated record